AUGACCUCGCAACUGGAAGCUGUUGUCGUUGGCGAGUUCUUUUCCCGAGCGGUGGGCGAAUGCGAUUGUCCGAAGAAUGGCGAUGUUUUGUCGAACGAUUCGCAACGGCUGGAAACCGAUACCAUACAGAAAUUUUUAUCGGUCUGCUUAAAGCAAUAUUUUCACUGCUUCCCAGACAACACAAAGGUAAGUUCUUUUUCCGAAACGCUCCUCGUGAACUGAAUUUCAAUUUUUCCGCUGAGGGUCCGUUCUUGAUUGCAGUAGGAAAUUGAUAGUUCGUGACCGCGGUGCGAACGAUGAUUAAGCGCGGUUUCACCUUUUUUCUCGAUUAUAAGCAAAAAAUGGCACUAAAAUGUCAGGUAGGAUUCAUUUUUUCUCCGUUAUGAGAUUUUCUGUCCGAAAAACUCCGCCGGCUGGUGUUUUCUAUCAACGAAGUUGCAAGGAUUUUUUUUUUUUUAUCAAUUUGGAAUGCCUCUCUGAAAGACUUUCUCAUAAAACGUUUCUCUCGCCGUGGGUGGAACUGUGUCAUCUGUAAUCUCCUAAUCUUCCACUAGUUCUUAGAGGGGUUUAUUCAGACACUAAUCAGGUAUAUCAGUUAAAUUUGCAUCAAAAGUCCAGUCUUCAAAUUUCCGUGAAUUUCCAGUUCUCCCCACAAUGCCUUAGGCAAGCUGAAUAUCGUAGGAUACCUCUCUUUGAUCUUUCCGGAUUUCUUUUAAGUCCGUAAAUGAUUAUCAAGGUAAUGGCAAUUAGCAGAUAUUUCACGAAUUCAAAAUAUUUCUUCUUCUGUUAAUUGCCUUACUGCGGUGGAGAAAAGAAAUGCAGUAAUUGUUAGCUAAAUUUUUGCACAACAAGCAUUUCCUUUCCGUUAUUUACUCAUUUUUAUUUAUUGUAGCUUGAAUGGGUGGCCGAGAAACUCCUAGAAAUCUCCUGUCAUCAUAAGCUGUCAUUUCACCACUGAGUGUGACCUUGAGUUGCUUGUUUGCUAAGAGCUUAAUGAUAUCAGUCAAAAGCAGCACUUCACAGCUUUUGUUAGCUAAUUAACUCGAAAGAAAAGCAAGGAACUACAAAUUUGUCGAUUUUGGAAGCAAAUUCUUCCUAGGAAUAUAAUCCACGAAUCAUCUGCGAGACUACUUUGGUUUACUGGGUAACGUCAGUCUCAGUUAAAAGAAGUUGUCACGACGCCAUAAAUAGCUUAACGCGGUGAUACUUUUGGCAACAUUAUAUCCAGUUACCUUUGACUUCCUUGGUCGGGGAGAACUCAGGGAAGAGUAGUCUGGGAACAAUACCAAAUUGCUUUGUGUGUAUACAGGCUAAGAGAAAAGGCGAUGCCAAAAAUGUUAUGCGCAAGUGGUAUCUCUAUCGAGAAAACAGUUAAAGAGGCCAUUUUCUUUCUCAAUACUAGAAACUUGAGUGAUGUACAGUAGGUACUCGAUUUGCCAGAGCACGCGUUUUUCACACCAAUUUUCGGGGCUGAGAUCAAAGGGGAAACUGUUCCUUUGUCAGUGUGUCUGGUCUCUUGGGCGUGUGUUAUUCGUGUGUUCGUCAAGUGUCCGCCACGCUGGGUCAUAAAACCUAUUGUUCUCUGUCAUCAUUAUAUCGAUUUCAGCCUGAGAAAGUAUUCAUUUUAAGGGCGACUGAAAUCGUCGGAUUAAUGCAGAGAGAGAACAGUAGGAUUUUGCUAACUUUGCUGAGGUUUGGGUAUAAUGCUGCGAACCUCAGUAAUUAUCUAUUAAUUAUUGCGCGGUUAAGCACUGCUAACUUUGCUUUGGAGGGUGAGGUGGGGGCUGGUGAAAUAAAUUGAUUAUCUCUAUAUCUAUUUAGGAAGUAGAUCGACAAAACUUAUACAUGUGUGGUCUCUCACAGCUUAGAUCGAUUAAAUAACAUACUUCACAAGUUGGAACUUUCUUGUGAUCAUUAAUCUUGUUGCCAUUAUCUUCCACGUUUUUAAUCUGACAAGUACCAUGAAAAUGAAAAGCACCAAAGGAGAAAGAGGAGUUAAAAUGGAGAGAAAUAAUGUUGAAAGAACUAUUCAUAUUUCUGUAAAUUCGUACAUUCUUGCGCCUAAGAAUAAUGACAAUGAAGCACUCGCCGCCGCCCCCCCUUACCCACCUAUAAACACUCAUCACCGUGAAAAGUUUGUUAGUACCAAACUUACAUCCUCGUUAGUAUAACGGAACUUUCUCGACUCCCAAACGUAAUGUUAAGUGUAUUUUUAUAAUCUUGUAAUAAAGGUUUUAACCUCAACCUGAAAAAUCCUCUUAUCACUUAAGGCAAUCAACUCUUUAAUCCCUAAGAGUGACGAGCACCUAAUUUCUCCUCACAGUGUCAUCCCUGAAUUACACGUAAAGGUCGUGGGAAUAAAGGAAAUGAUCACCAACUAAAGAAGCUCUUGUUGGUAAACAAAUUCUCCUGGUCAGCACCUAAAGAAAUGUAUAGAAACAGUUAAGAGAAUAUGUAGGCUGAUGUUAGGGUGUAAGGGCUUAAAAAGGGAUGACGUGAAUCUAAUAAUCAACCUCGGUCGUAUGAAAUUAUCAGAAUGUACCAAGAACUCCAUGCAUGUUAAGAGAAAGGAUGAAUUUCAUGGUGACUACAGGCUGAAGGGACAAAGACGCACUAAAACUUUUUGCCCAGGGAUUACGCAUCAGUGAAUGUUUUAUUUUGCACAUCUACAGGAAACACCUGAGGGCAACAAUGUGGGAAGCCAAUUGAGUGCAGAUGUUUCUUGCAAAUUUUGCAAAGACGACAUGGUACCAGUUACGCUGGCUUUGAAGGUGAGAUUUGUAGAUACCAUAGAACUGCUCUUCUGGGACACUUUCAUCUUGAUGUCAUUCUCAUUCUCAGAACCCAUAUUUGAGUCCCCCUUUUCAAGGGACAUUUUCUCUUAUACCGACGGGGCCCCCCUGGGUAUUAGUCACCCUGCAGCUUAAACAUUCAAAGAACGGACUGGAAGCCUUAAACAGGGAGUGAACUUGGCAUUAUGCCUUCUUUUAACCUAAUUGGAAAUACAAGUAAGCUUGACAUGACUUUCAGGGGUCAUUAUACUCCAUUAGGACACAUAUAUCCAGGCAUCCAUCUCAUUCGAGGCAUGCAAACAUGAGUUGCGACUGAAUAGAAAUCUCUACAAACUUCCUACAAUUUGCCUUUAUUGAUGGGAUCUCUUGACAAGAACAUUUUCUGUAAUCCCGAGGGCGUUCCCUGAGUAUAAGUUUCCCUGUAUUUUUAAUAUUCGUAGAAGGGACUGGAAGCCUUAAACAGGGAGUGAACUAGCAGCAUAAUUGCCAAAAUUGUUAUUAAUCUAAUUGAAACGCUGUCUAAAUAAGUUGGACAUGACUUCCAAUGGUCGAUUUGCCGUCAAUUACUCAAUUUUCCGUCUUAGAACGGCUAACGAAAUAAGUGGAUUUUAUCUUAGGUAGUAUCAAGGUUUGAAGAGAGAAUAGAUCGGCGUAACACUGCCACCCCUCUCCCAUAGCUUCAUGGUUACCUUCCCCUUCCCCUUCCCCAAAGCUUCAUUUAUACCUUCCCCUGCCCACCCCCCUCCCCCUUUUCGGGCCAGGCCCUAAAACCAACAUUGCGUGCAAUUUUAUAAGCUAGAAGGAAUUAUUUCAUUACAAUUUAGAAGUCGAAAAUUUAGGCACUGAAGACAGUUGAUGAUGGACUGAAAGCUUCAGUUAUAUUAUUUACUGCAGCUCACCAGCUCGUGUGAAUGCUGAUGUUAUAAAAUGCUUCGAGAUCUCGACUAAAUGUCAGCUUUCAAAUGACUUUUCAAUUCAUUAAAUCUUAUGAAAGUAAACAUCGGAGAUUUAUUUUCAAGUCUUACUUAGAAUACAAAAAAGGCACUAAGGGAAAUGUUAUUUUGGUAUACAUCACAUCUAUGCGCCUGACAAACCCUUUUGUGCAGAUAACUGCUGACGAAGAGUGCAUAAAGCAGACGCGUUUGGCUAUAGGCUACAUUGUAUUUACAACAUGAUAUUGCGCUUAGCAUUUUUAAUUCUUUUCACCGAAACUUUAGAUUUAAAAUACUAACAAAUACUCAAUUGUUCGAGAUACGAGAUUAAAAGGUCACAUUUACGAUCGACGAAGUCUAGCCAGGAAAUUUUGUGGUUUAAAAUACUCUGGCAUCAGUCAUCAUCAACAUCUGUCUGCAUGGUUAACACAUAAUUCAUUCCAGUGCAAGCACGCGUCAUCGAAAAAAAUUACGAUACCAGAGAAUGAAUUUUAAGAGUGUCUUCCAUGCAUACCUUGUCACAUUACCAAGCAUGAGCUAAAUACAAUAUAGACUACUCGCAUUAUCAAGUGCAUAUUGCCUAAAAACUACUCUGACAUCUCAAAUUAUGUGGCUUUAUGCACUUUUUAAACAUUCUUCGCAUGGCUAGUCGACACAAUUACAUUUUUGUGAGAAUUGGGCGGGAAACUAUUGUUUCACAAACAAACGAACUCGGAAACCUCUCUCAUAACUUGUUCAAAAUACAAUGCGGCAAUAUCUUUAUGCGUGCCAAUACUUCAAUUUAUUCAGUUCCAUUUUUCAUUCCGGCGCAGAGAUCAUAUGAUUAAUGACAUGCUGGCUCGCAGACUGUCUCAAAAAGCCGCUUUAAAUCAGUUUUAAUUCUUCUUUGAAAAUUAUGAAACGAAAGCUACUUAAAACUUAAGGUAAGUUCCAUGUUCAUUUGUGGUAAAUUUUUCGAAUAGUGAAGUCAGUUUCAUGGAGACGACAGUGUUCAAGCGGUGAAUAUCGAAAUUCUUGUUACAAAGGAAUUUCUAGUCGAUUCCUGUCGACGUUCUAAAAGAACUUAAACACAGCGGAAUUAAAAAGGCUUAAAGUAGAGUGGCAGUCAAUUAACGUAAUGAUGUGUAAUACAUGAAAAGGAUUUAAAUCGUGUUUUCAAAAGAAACAACAGAGGUAAGAUGGCACUGCUACUUAAAACCGCAAUCGUAAACUUUGAACAAAUUCCAAUUCUCAUAGCCGUGGGGCUUCGAUAAUGUUUUGAUUAAUGUUCGCCUGUGGCGAUGAAAUCAUUAGUUGUGAUCGAGAUAAACGGUUCUCUGUCUCGCGAAGCACCCAUUUAUUCACAAAGUUUGAAAGUGAUUUGCUUACAACCAACAGACAGCCACAUUUUUAAGUCACGAAAACAAGUCUACAAAGAGCGCGAGGAACGCUGAAUAUUUAUCACGGCGUUUUGCUAGGAAAUCAGGAAAAUAAUUUUCCGCAAAUAAGUAUUUUUCGCUCAAAAUCGAUAGAGAGUUUCUAAACUAUCUUUGUAAAUUUUGCAAUUAUUCGUCGCGUGAGAUAAUAGGUAAGUGGUCCGAUAAUUUAAUGGAAACAGUUCUUUUCUAUCACGCGUUAACGCGUGCAAUACGUUUGUCAUUAUACAUACAAGUUGAAAGUCUUGUUGAAAGAUGCGAUGGUGAAAUAUUCACAUCGCUGUAGACCGCUUCACACCGUAUUUCCUUUCACAUUCUUUAAUGUCAUGUAUCGGAAACCGGCGCUGGCGUUUCAAAGAUUCGUCGGACUUUAUGGGAAGCGUCGCUUGCUUGUGAAAAUUUAGCGCAAAUUUGUACACAUAUUUUCAUCUUUGUAGUCAAAAUGGGUAGCAAAUCGCGGUUAUCGCUAAAAUAUUCGAUGUUGUCUUCCCCACAGAAUCAUCUUGACGUCUGCCCUUUAUUUCCAGUCAAAUGUCCUAACAUGUGUGGAAAGAUGGAGGUGCCAAGGGAAAAGGUAAGCUCUUUUUUAAAACUCGGAACUAAGGCCGCUUUAUAUGAGUUUCGUCAAACGAGCUGGCUAGCCUGGUUUCUGAAAUCCCAAUGAUCUUUCCUUAACUAUGCUUUCCACUGCAAGUAACAUCGUUCUUUACUAAAGGAAAGCUCGGUUAGCUUGAUCACGGUUUUAAUGACCUAGUACUAAGUAAUCGGGAGUUGUAAGAUUCCCUGACCAGGUCAGUUUUCUCCACCAAAGCUGAAAUUUCUCCUGUGAUCGGCAGUGGUCGGACUGAAUUUGCAGCUCGGUAACCGCGAUGGAAUUUUCCUUCUGAAAGGGAAGCAACUUAAGCGAGAUCGUGCCGCUAAACUGACGAUCUCGGCUCCUGAACCCAGAUGAAGUGAUCUUAAUAUAUAAGCUAAAAAUUCAAUAUAAUGAAUUGCUGUCGAAUUUUUUGAUGAAUAUCAACCAUCGACCUCAAUUCCCUACAAUUUAUGUAUUAUUCUGUUCUUAAUUUUUGCGCAAAUUAUGUAAUGCUUUUCAUGAUCCGGCUGGCUGCAUUUUAUUGACAACUUAUUUUUAGCGUUUUAAAGUCAAAUAAUUACGGAUUUUGCUGGAUUUUCGAAGUUCUUGAUAUACUUCGGGAGAAACUAAAAUUUCUUUUAAAAUUAGUCAUUUUCAUCGUACAUGAGCGAGGGUACUAAAUAUUUGCUGCUAGGGAAAUAAAUUGAUUUUACGAUAAGAACCAUCUGUCGAUAUUAGAGGUUAUCUAUGCAGAAACAUCUUAAUUUAUUUUAACGAUGUUAUAACCACAAGAAUUAUAGAUGAACAACCAGAUAGAAAUAAUCUGUUACUAGAAAUGCAACUAAAUUGUAGGAAUUUGAAAAAGUUCAUGAAAAUAUUUGGGUUAAACUCGCCAUGGUUUCAUUGUUUUAAAAUGCAAGUUUAUCUAAUCUGAUCACAAUUUAUCUUGACCCCAAGUAAAUGUUAAACCUUCCGCUAUUGCAUAUCGUUUGGAAUUUUUGCAAUAUUCUGUCCCCAGUAGCCUCGACUAUAGCAUUCUUAAUUUUCUCUUCAGUUCUGUGGAGUCAUUUGUUGAAAUAAUUAUAGGAAAUUUGAGGAACCUUUGAGGAUGUGAAUUCGGGUCUCCACUAUUAAACAUAUGUUUUAAAGAAUUUGAAUUCAGCGAAGCUCUUAAUGCCAUCGCCUUUUACUCUUGAUCCGUUCUGCUGCAAACUUGCAUAGUGUGGAAAGGAUAUUUUAUCAGCAAUAACGGCGGAUUGUAACUCGAACAAUGAUAAAAGAUUUAAAUUAAUGAUAAAAACCAAAUACUCUUCGGAAACUACCUCCAAGGAAUUCAAGCAGACUGAAAGUAUAACGAUUCUCUGUGAACUGUAUUGAUUACUUACGGAAAACUAAAGUGAUACAACAUUAAGGCAGAAAUGAGCAUUGCAUUUGCAUGCGAUUUUCCUAACCGCUGGACAUUCAAUUUGCAUUUAUAUGGAGAUUUGUCUGGAGUAGGAAGUCUGUACUUAAACGACCUUUGACCAAGUAGAUCAAGAAAAGGCGCCGACAUGGUGCGUUUUAUAAAAAGAUAAGCUGCUUCUACGCAAAACUUCUUUUCCGGCUUUUAAAAAAUAUUUGUAACUGAAAGAUUUGCAAUUGACGGACUUGACAAAGGUGUUUUCUUUGCCAAAGAACUCCGCAGCAAUUUAGAUCACGCAAAGUUGGAUAAACUUAAAAGUGGAAAGUUCACCGAAACGAGUGUUUUUUUUCGAAGUGAUGACGACACCUUGUCAAUAAAGUCAAUGUUAUGUUGUAGAAAUUUGAAACUUUCAGCUUAAAGCAAAAAGGGCUGUCCAAUUAGAGUUCUACGAACUUCAACGAUAACAAAAUAUAAUGUUUUUUUAGCCUUAGGCUACGCGCAGCUUUACCACCCACAGAAAAAGAUAUAAAAACAACAGAUGAUUCAUUCAUCUUCUGUGCUACUUUCUUAAUCGAUAAACUGCUACAUGUUUUUUCGCAAACCAAUGUAAACGGUGCUUUUGUGGUUUUUAAAUCGCAGCUUUCCAAUCAUAUCAUGGAAGAAUGCCCGAAGACCUGCGAACAGUGUGUCUAUCAAGACAUUGGAUGUGCCUUCCAGGUAAUUUAUAUCAGUUGGGUUUCAAAACUCUGCCGUUUUGUUUUGUUUUGGUUUUUUUUUACUGUGUUUUCUUCCCCUGGUCACGAUAAGUUAUUACAAAUAAGAUCUAUCACAGAAGUAAAAUUCAACUUAAAUUUAAGGGACACAAAAAAACGUCAGUGCUCUCGAGUACAGUUUUAACCCGGAGUUUGAUGUAAGUGCAUGCCGAAGAAAUGGGAUCAAAAAGUCUUUAGCGAUGUUCUUUAUACAAAAGAGGCAAUCAGAGCAAGGCACAUAUACGUUUCUCCUUGCCGGAAAAAAAAAAAAACUUCGCGUGUUCGAAUGCCGGUAAGGUGGCAUUACGAACAUAUACUAUCGUGAAAUCAAUGAACGCUCCAGAGCUAUACAUGAACGUAUCAGUUGUCAAUAGCUUGUGUUGCUUGAGUCGUGAAGCGAAGAAAAUGUUAAAUUCAGUAUGCAAAAAGUGCUCAAAUAUCCCUAGAAACCGACUUUCUAUUCCAAAUAAUAAAGAUGGAAACGUGCAUGCACAUUUAAAUAUACAGCAUGAUAGAAAAUGUAGGAUGAACCAUAAACAUCAUUUAACUCUCUUGUGCUAAGCAUGUGACUAUGUCUGAUUCGUGACCGUUCAAUCUCUUCGGUCCAAAAUCCUCGUCUUAAAAAUAAGUAACUCCUUCCACGUUUUCACUGGGUAUCAGUCUAUUUCAUGGUAAUUUCUGAGACAAUGGAAGACGCAAGUAGUUGUGAUUAGCGUGGAAUGAUGAUAAAAAGGUACCCCCUUGUCAGCAUUAAGAUUCUAGAUCUACGGAAAUCAUAAUCAGAUUCUCGUUAAUCAAGCCAUGGAAGGCUCAUCAAUUCGCUAGGCUAUAUGUUAAGGUUUCCAUACUAUCUCAAAUAUUGUUUGGUAAUGAUUCGUCCAUCAUCAUGAUUGCUGGUUCUUGCUCUGUGUACCAAAGCGAUCCCAAAAAUAUCGAAAAUGUGACAGAAUUGUGACUCAAGGUGUAGGGGGAACUAAUCAGUAAUUCGUAAAUCCUUGAGGCUUAUGGGAGCUCAAAUUCCUAACCUAAGAGAUAUUCUCAACCCGUUAAGGAUAAAACAAAUGAUUGACUGAGGUGGGUAACAUCCUGAGGAAGCAUCUUCGGAAAUCUCCUGCUCUGUGAAAGCAGCUUACCUGAGUAUUACUGCGCCGCUAACAUGGGUAGUAAUCUAACUCGAGAUAAACACUUAACUUCAUUAAUUAAGUGAGGAUCACGCUAAGAAAUUGAGCCUGUCGAGUGCCUUUGGUGAUCCUUGUUGAGUUAUUUUUAGAUCACUCCCAUUUCCGAAGUCCUGGGAGUGUCUAGAAAUACCCAAUCCUAUACUACGGAUGUGGGCAUCCCACGCGGCUUUUAAUCCUUUUUCGGCCAAAACAUUUUAUGUAUCACGCGAGAUAGAGGGGGACCAGAUACCCUCAGUGUGAAAAUAACUAUAAACCUUUAGAAUAAGCCAUAAUGUUGGCAAUUGUGUCCUCUCAACUUGAGAUCCGUCUACUUCUGUAAAUCUUCAUUUAACUCCUUAUAUUUUUACUCAAACAUGACUUUUGCAGGGUCCUAGAAGUGACUUGACGAAGCACCUUCAAGACAACUCUGAGGAACAUCUACAAUUGGCUUUGGAAGUGAUCAAAGAGCAGAGAACAGAAAUGGGAAUACAGCGAGGGCGACUGAGGAAACAAGAAGAAAAUAUAAAUCAGCUGAUGGAAAGUGUCGGCAAACUGACAGCUCUGUGUGAGGAAACGCUAAAAAAUAAUGCCGACCAAGAAAAAACGAUGAAUCGAUUGUCUGAACAGUUAAAAGAGCAGAAAAAGCAUCAAUCUAAACACGAAAAGGAGUUGAGGCAGAGAAUGGCCGAGUUAGAGAAACAUGAACCGGAAAUGCCCCAGAACGGGUUAGCUCGUUAUCCAGGACUCAACGGUUACGGAGAACUUGUUUGGCGAAUUUCGAAUUUCUCCCGAAGAUUACAACGCGUUCAGUCGGGACGCGGCGAAGACCCAAUGACAAGCGAGCCCUUCUAUACUUCGGCAUUUGGCUACAAGAUUGUCGUGUGGGCCUACAUCAAUGGUAGAGGCAAAGAAACUGGGCGUUCCUUGUCUUUGUACGCAUGCGUCUUGUGUGGAGAGUAUGACGCAGUACUUUCCUGGCCGAUCAAACCUCGGUACACGUUUUCAUUGUUGGAUCAAAAUCCAGAUCCUGAAGCGAGAAAGGAUUUAACUCGCACACGAAAAGUUCACGACUUCAAACGUGAUGACGUCAGAAGAAAAGGAAUUGAUCGGCCUGGUCGAGAUGAGAGAGCCAUCAUUGUCGGAUUUGAUGAUUUUGUUAGACACGAAGAACUUGAAGCUGGCAACUUUUUAGCGGAUGAUAUUCUAUUUGUUCGCAUUCUUGUUGAUAUUCCUGAAUCUUGAAUUACCCUCUCAUCCUAGAACAACCUCGCUUCUUUACUUGUUAAGUCGUUUCAUUUUUGGUGUUAAAAUUUCCUACAAAAGUGACGUUUUCAACACAGGAGUCAAAUGUCGGGCAUGCGCAGUGAGAUCAAUUUCUUUGCCAGCUGCGCGCCUAGUUCCCGCGCUAACAAUUCGCUCAAUAACCUUUACCUAAAUGACAACACAAGACAACUUUGGGAGGUAAGAGUGUGCUCGUAUUUAGUUUUAAAAAAGGAAAAAACGAACAAAGAAACUACGUAACAAACAGUACAACUUUAAGAUUCAUUACACUCUCUUAAAAUUGCCACCCUCAUCUUAUAUCGCAUGACAGCAAGAUCAGAACAUGUACGAGCAAAUAUAUUACAAUAGACCGCGUACAAAACUAAUGGAAGCCGUUCAUUAACCAAUUUUCAACAUUACGUAUAAAUUAAAUAACUCCUACCAUAUGGAAUUAAUAUUUUGUUACAAUUUUUUGACUUCAUAGUUGGUUUGCGUAUGCCCAAGUAAAAUGAUUCAAAUGGCCUGCAAGCUAAGGACAUUUAAUGCCUAUGAAAAAAAAAAAAAAAAAAAAAAAAGUCUCCUCAGGCCGUUUUCAUCCCUUUUUCCUCUAC
Pocillopora meandrina is the source of this 10901-nucleotide messenger RNA. The record is from the annotation of a GenBank genome assembly. Lineage: Eukaryota; Metazoa; Cnidaria; Anthozoa; Scleractinia; Pocilloporidae.